AUGUAUCUGGCUCCUCAUCGCUCGGAGAUCUACAUCGACAAGCCUCUGCCCGCCAGACCAAUGCCCGACGAGGACCCUAUUGAAUACUCCGCCAUGUGGAGUGACUCGAGCUCCGAUUAUGACAGCGACGAUGGAAGUACCCUCGAGAGUUUCGCCAGCCCGAGCAGCCCCAGCGAGCCUCGAAAGUCCGUCGAAAGCUAUCCCAUCUUCGUCAGCUCGGACUCGAACGACCUGAACGAGUUGGACUUGGACGAGCUCGAUGAGCUCGAGGAGCUGGAGGACAUAGUCGAUCCCGCCCCCACCGAUCAUGUCAAUCUGGGUACAUCUCCACCCGCUCUGGACGACUCGCGCACGGACUCCAUCGACCUGGACGCCUCGUCGAUUAUCCUGGGUGCAAAUGCACACUACGGCCGCCCGCUGCAGUGGUCCCAGCAUGCAAAUGACGGCAAUCACUAUUUCCGCGACAAAACCUGGCAUUUCUUCCCCGAACUAGCCGCUCCGUCCUCCCAUGCCCUCGCCGGCCGCGCGAACUCGACCUCCGCCUCGACCAAAGCUCGCAAGGAAGGCCGCCUCAAUGUCUCUGCACGCCGCCGCAAGUGGUACUCCUUCGACCGAGGCCAUGCGUACCGCUCCCACGGCGUUCGUGAUUCGAUCAAGACUUACGUGCACAAAACGCUCGCACGGGACGAAGAGCGAUCUAAGACCGCUCCGCGACCGGUCACGGCACCCACAGAUCCGAUGGGCUCAUCGCGGCCCUUCCCACAGAGUAGUGAUGGAUCUGCGCCUGCAGUGCUUGAAAUCGACACCCGGCUAGCCAAUAUGUCCCUGGCUGGUCUCAGCACCGCCACCUACGAAAACCCUCGGGCAUCACCAACCACCCCGCGCGAGAAGCAGCCGGCCGGUCUCACGUCGCCGUACCCGCGAUUCGGCCCUUCGAGCGGGGAAGCUCCUGAAAAGGUAUCCGGCCGGGUGAUGAUCUCUCCGCCGCAGAACGCAACGAACCCGUCGCUGCCUCUCACAGCGAGCACAUCCUCCCCUCUUCCAUCUCCGCUGAAAGUGCACCUUCAGCAAAAUACCCGCGGGGCCGUCAGGGCUCUCCAGGGCAGCACAAUUCAAAUGCGACAUGCUCUGGGCGGCGCCAAGAAGAAAGAGCGCCGCCGUGAGGAACUCAAGUCUCAAAUCAGACUGGUCGGCACUGUCAACCCGCACACCUUUGGCAAAGCGGAUCCCUGGUCGCCUGCAUAA
Messenger RNA from Penicillium chermesinum, 1245 nucleotides. RefSeq lists its product as uncharacterized. The transcript has a single exon. The record is from RefSeq and is a predicted model, not a curated record. The coding region runs from base 1 to 1245 and encodes 414 amino acids. NCBI's taxonomy places the organism in Eukaryota, Fungi, Ascomycota, Eurotiomycetes, Eurotiales, Aspergillaceae.